GGUUGUUGUGCGAGAUAUGUUAGCCAAAACUUGUUGUUUCUUGGCGUGUGGCAGACGAAAUGUUUCGUAGUGUGUGUAUAUAAAAACAAAGAAUGAUUUCAGACAAAAUCAUCUCCAUGUCUUCGAGCAUGUGUUGAAUCCUACGAGCCAAUACAACCCAACUGCCAGAAUAAAGAAGCCUGUUUUGUAGUAACCUCUGCUGACCCCCCUUCCCAACCUUCCCGCGUCUUCCUGUGUAACCAUCCUUUUGGCCAAAUUAGGUUGAGUCAUUCAAUACCCCCUUUCGUACUCGUCCCUUAUUCUCAUCUUAUUGAAAAGGCGCCAAUAUGGUGCGAUUCAGCUCGCGUCGUGCACGUCAGGACACAGUUGAACUGUUAGCCAGCAACAACAAAGUCAAUGCCGGAGACGAUGUGGAGGCAUCCGAUAAUGCCGCUUAUCGCAACUCGGCCGAUUUAACGGAUACCGAUGAAAUAUUUCUGAAAGGUCUGCUGCUCAGUAAUCCAUCGACGCCGCACAGGGAGCUGUUGUUAAAUCCAGUUGAGCCGCAGCCAGUGCCCGCAUUUCUGCCCGCCCAUCUGAACAAUAAGCCCAUCUGUGACGACAUCAUACGCAAAUUCUCACCAUCUCGACGGCUGGAGUCGCGCGAACUAGCCAAGAUCUUGGCACAACCACAUUUUCGGGCUCUGAUACGCGCCCACGAUGAGAUAGGCCAUCUGUACGAGCAACGUCUGAAAGCUGCCGGUGGUUCCAUUACCAAACUCGAGGCUACAAGUCGACGCAAACAGGGCUGCUAUUUGUUCACCGACGAUAUUUUGAACAGCAAGAUGCCAGUGGAGGCGAUCAAGAUGGUGGGUCUGCGUCGCGAUCCCAAACAGCCCCUGGGUCUGACCGUUGAGGUCGACGAGUAUAAGCAGCUGGUGGUUGCACGCAUUCUGGCGGGCGGUGUCAUCGACAAACAGAGCAUGCUGCAUGUGGGCGACGUUAUAUUGGAGGUCAAUGGCACUCGUGUCCAUACACCCGAGGAGCUCCAAGUGGAGGUGUCGCGCGCCAAAGAGAAUCUAACGCUCAAGAUCGGACCGAACAAUGAGGAUGAGAUCAGAAGCGGUCGCUAUACGGUCAGUGGGGGUCAGGUAAAACAGAACGGCAUUGCAAGCCUUGAGACGGGCAAGAAACUAACGUGCUAUAUGCGCGCCCUGUUCACAUACAAUCCUUCGGAGGAUACACUACUGCCCUGCAAGGAUAUUGGAUUGGCCUUCAAGUCGGGCGAUAUUUUGCAGAUCAUCAAUGUUAAGGAUCCAAAUUGGUGGCAGGCGAAGAACAUUACCGCAGAGUCGGAGAAAAUCGGAUUGAUACCCUCGCAAGAGCUAGAGGAGCGUCGCAAGGCAUUCGUAGCGCCCGAGGCCGACUACGUGCAUAAAAUAGGCAUUUGUGGCACGCGGAUUUCAAAGCGUAAGCGGAAAACGAUGUACCGAUCCGUGGCUAACUGCGAGUUCGACAAGGCCGAUCUGCUUCUGUACGAGGAGGUCACGCGAAUGCCGCCUUUUCGCAGGAAAACACUCGUGCUCAUUGGUGUCUCCGGUGUGGGUCGACGCACGCUCAAGAAUCGCUUGAUUAACAGCGAUGUGGACAAGUUCGGCGCCAUUAUUCCACAUACAUCCCGACCCAAGCGCGCCUUGGAGGAGAACGGCAUCAGCUAUUGGUUCUUGGAACGGGAGGAGAUGGAGGAGCAGAUCAAACAGAAUCAGUUUCUCGAGUAUGGUGAGCACAACGGCAACCUGUAUGGCACGCAUUUGCAGUCCAUCAAGGAUGUCAUCAACAGUGGGCGCAUGUGCAUUCUAGACUGUGCACCGAACGCUCUGAAAAUUCUGCACAAUAGCCAGGAUCUGAUGCCAUUUGUCAUAUUUAUUGCCGCGCCAGGCAUGGAACAGCUCAAAACCAUUUAUGCCGAUCGUCGCGCGACAGGCUCAAAUAGAAAUCUAUCUUUCGAUCGGCAAAGUUCCAUACGCUUCAGUUCAAGACGCGCUCGCACGCUCGAGUCGUUAGCAUCGCUAUAUGAGGAUGACGAUCUCAUUUCUACAGUGGAGGAGAGCAGCUUUGUGCAGCGCAAGUAUGAGAAAUAUUUCGACAUGGUCAUUGUCAACGAGGACUUUGAUGAGACGUUCCGUCAGGUGGUCGAGACUUUGGACCAAAUGAGUCAUGAGGAGCAAUGGGUGCCAGUCAAUUGGAUAUACUAGGCUGAACUGGCAAUCGUCUACAAAACUGUCUACAAACAUCGCACUAACCUGAAAUAUAAAUCUCGCUUCCCACACUUAUGCAAAAUCAUAUUUAUAUGUCGUCGAAUAUCGUAGACCGCUUAGGCCUACCUCUAAACGUAAUCAUUACAAAGUACUAUAAUAAUUCAAUUUGUUAAAUGAUCGAUGCCCUCCGCUUUUUUUAAUUGUUUCGUUAAGUUUAGACCUAAUUUUGUAUACCUAUUUUAUGAUAUAAAUUGAAACGAAUUCGUCCAUUUGCAAGCUAA
Messenger RNA from Scaptodrosophila lebanonensis, 2518 nucleotides. It is a transcript of the gene vari, whose product is annotated as MAGUK p55 subfamily member 6. Gene Ontology annotation, molecular function: protein binding. Lineage: Eukaryota; Metazoa; Arthropoda; Insecta; Diptera; Drosophilidae. Bases 327 to 2234 code for a protein of 635 amino acids. Gene Ontology annotation, cellular component: cell-cell junction; plasma membrane. The record is from RefSeq and is a predicted model, not a curated record. The transcript is spliced from 10 exons.